AAUCCUCGGCGGGUCCUUUAUGAAGCACGCUAGAAACCUAAUUAACGAUCGUUUAGCCUUAUGAUCAUGAUAUCCCCAACACCAAACUGUUACCAAACUCACGCUUAUAAUCAAUGAUCUCUUAUCCCAUAACUUUAAAAACAAAAGCAACACAAAUUUUUCUUAGCUCCCAACAUUAAUAAUGAGGCUAAUAAUGUCUCUUAUGGUUUUGUGUGUUUUGGUUGCAAGAGGAAAUACAAUUACAACCAAAGAUAUUUUCAUAUUGGCUGGACAGAGCAACAUGGCCGGUCGAGGAGGUGUUUUUAAUGGAAAAUGGGACGGUGAUGUUCCAGUUGAGUGUAAGCCAAGUCCAUCAGUUUUGAGAUUAAGUGCAAAUCUUAAAUGGGAAGAAGCCCGCGAGCCGCUUCAUGAAGAUAUCGAUGUGGAGAAGACUUGCGGUGUUGGGCCUGGGCUUGCAUUUGCAAACGAGGUAGUUCGAAUGCAUGGUGGUGGUGGCGGUGGUGGUGGUGGAUGUGUGGUGGGGCUUGUUCCUUGUGCGGUUGGUGGGACGAGAAUUGAAGAGUGGAGAAAGGGUGCUCCGUUGUAUAAUCAAUUGGUGAAUCGAAGUAUUGAAUCGGUUAGGGAUGGUGGUGGUGUAAUCAGAGCACUUGUUUGGUAUCAAGGUGAAAGUGAUACUGUAAGAGAAGAAGAUGCUGAGAAGUAUAAGAGUAGAAUUGAGAAUUUUGUGAAAGAUUUUCGGUCUGAUCUUCAACUUCCAACACUUCUGAUUAUUCAGGUAGCACUUGCAUCAGGGGAAGGCACGUUUAUAAACAAGGUGAGACAUGCUCAAUUUCAUAUCAAACUUCCUAAUGUCAUAUCUGUUGAUGCCAAAGGAUUGCGUCUCAAGGCAGAUAAUCUUCACCUUACAACAAUAGCCGAAGUUCAUUUGGGUAUUCGGUUAGCUCGUGCCUAUCUCGCUUCCGUCAAUCAUCACUUUAAUUAUACACAAGUUAAUUAUACACAAGUUAGCUAGUUAUCAUUCGGUCGCUUGUCUAGAAGAUAAGCGAUCACACGUUUUUCUUAUUUACACGACUCGAAUAUUAAGCUAAGAAUGAACAACUCGCAUUUGGUCUUGAGAAAUGAGAAUGUAUGGUUAUUUACAGGGGAGUUGAGUAAAUACUUUAUGAAUAUGAUAACAUGAUUAUUUUUUUUUUAUCAGUUGAUUCAUAUAAAGUGAAAAUGAAAUGAAACAUUGUAGGCCACUUGAGAUUAGACCGUACAGGGUUAAGGAAAAACAAUUGAAUUUUAUAAGGUAUCUGUAUAUUUUGGAACAUAGUAGCAAUUUGAUGGAAUAAUGAAGCUCAACAUGGUUUGGAUCAUAUAAAAGCAAUUUCGUCUGACAAAGUGUCCCCAAGCCUAGUCGGCAAGAAUCUUAGAGAGAAUCUUUGCAUUUUUGUGGUUGUAUUUUGGAGUUUCAAAUUAUUUUCUGUCAUUCUCUUGUA
Vicia villosa (hairy vetch) is the source of this 1481-nucleotide messenger RNA. Its product is annotated as probable carbohydrate esterase At4g34215. The transcript has 2 exons. The record is from RefSeq and is a predicted model, not a curated record. Bases 182 to 1012 code for a protein of 276 amino acids. NCBI's taxonomy places the organism in Eukaryota, Viridiplantae, Streptophyta, Magnoliopsida, Fabales, Fabaceae.